Molecule: messenger RNA, 2934 nt
Organism: Eucalyptus grandis
Lineage: Eukaryota; Viridiplantae; Streptophyta; Magnoliopsida; Myrtales; Myrtaceae
Product: disease resistance protein RUN1-like
Exons: 5
Coding region: 1-2934 (977 amino acids)
Biological process (GO): defense response; signal transduction
Molecular function (GO): ADP binding
Source: RefSeq, a predicted model, not a curated record
AUGGAGAGUGCAACUGGCUCAAGAAAUGAGUAUGAUGUGUUCUUGAGCUUUAGAGGGCUUGAUACACGCCAAACAUUUACCGAUUGUCUUUAUGAAGUCAUGAAAGGCACUGGAGUCCGUGUUUUCAGAGAUGACGAUGAAAUCCAAGGAGGGAAAAACAUCAAAGACGAACUUUGGCAAGCGAUUGAGAGCUCCAAAAUCUACAUGCCCGUCUUCUCUAAGACCUACGCGUCAAGUAAAUGGUGCCUCAAGGAGCUGGCGAAGAUGAUAGAGAUUACAUCCCGAUCAAAUGGAACGAAAGAGAUCCUUCCCAUUUUCUUCGACGUGAGCCCAGGUGAUGUCAAGCUUAAAACUUCACUUUACAAAAAUGAACUAUCCAAUCAUGCGAAGAUGUAUGAAGCUGACAAAGUAAAAGCGUGGGAAAAGGCGCUCAUGGAGGUUGGCAAGCUUAAGGGAUGGAAACCGAGAAACUUAGGCCAUGGCAGACUCAUCACAUCGGUCGUUGAAGAUGUUUUAAUUAAGCUGAACAACAGAAACAAGAUUCUGACCAAACAUUUAGUGGAAGAUCGCAAGCAGGUCGACGCUGUAAUGGAACUGCUGGACAUUAAUUCUGGCGGCACUCAUUCUGUGGGAAUCCGUGGGAUUGGGGGAAUCGGCAAAACGACACUUGCGAAAGUUAUUUUCAACAAAUUAUCCCCUCACUUUGACUGCAGCAGCUUCCUCGAAAAUGUUCGAGAGAUAUCACGACGGUCAGAUGGUCUUGUGUACUUGCAGAAGAAACUCUUAUCAAGCAUUCACCGAUCAAGAAAUAAUGAACUUUAUGAUGUUGAUUGUGGGAUCGACAUGAUAAGAAGACAGCUUUCAAAUAAAAAGGUUCUCAUUGUUGUUGAUGAUAUGGAAGAGAAAGAUCUUCUGGAAAAGCUAGUUGGUGAGUGUGAUGGGCUGAAAUCUGGUAGUAGAGUCAUCAUAACCACUAGGAACUUAAGUGCCAUUCGAAAUGAACCAAAAACAAUCUUGGAUUAUGAAGUCAAGGAAAUGGAAUCCGAUCAAUCCCUUCAGUUGUUUUGUAGACAUGCUUUUGGAAAAGACUUUCCUCCAGGUGAUUAUGAAAGUCUUGCAAGGGAAAUUGUGUCUACUUUGGGGAACCUUCCGUUAGCUGUGGAGGUGAUAGGAUCUUCUCUUUCUUGCAAGCACGACAAUAGAGCUUUAUGGAUAGAAGUAUUGGAGAAGUUAAGGAAAGCUCCUUUGGGGAAAGUCCGAGAAUCGUUGAUGAUAAGUUAUGAAGAAUUAGAGAAAGAACAAAAACAAGUGUUUCUGGAUAUAGCAUGCCUUUUUGUCCAGGAAGAUAAAACUUACCCAAUUUUCAUGUGGAGUGAUUGUAACUACUAUCCUAAUUAUGCAAUUGAUGUCCUUCUUCAUAGGUCCCCGAUAAAAGUUGAAAGCGAUAGCAAAUUCCGGAUGAAUGACCAAGUACGAGACCUUGGAAGGCACAUUGUCCAGGAAGGGGAUUGUAAGUAUCCUAGCAAGUUUAGCAGGGUGUGGACUCAUGAGGAUGCCUUAAACAUAUUAAGGAGUAAGCAGGGAAAUGAACAUGUAGAAGCACUAAAAGUGCGUGGCCAUACAUUUACAGAUGAAGAAUUACUCAAUCUACCAAAUCUAAGGUUCCUUCGAGGGACGGGAUUAAAUUUUGUUGGCAACUUCAAAGAUCUGCUUCCAAUGCUAAGGUGGCUUUCUUGGCAUCAUUGUCCUCCGGAAUUCACAGCAACAAAUUUCUGCCCCAUCAACUUGGUUGUGCUCGACCUGUCCAGUAGCGACAUCACAGAAAAAUGGGAUGGCAAAAAAGCUGAAAGCUUUAGACUUGAGAAACUGCAAAUGCUUAACAAGGACACCGACUUGUCAAACUUCGUGGAGUUGGAGAUAUUGAUACUCGCUGGCUGCUCCAGGUUAAUUACAUUGAUUGCUCCAUUGAUCUUGGACUUGUCAUGUACUCGUAUUUCCGGAUUGCCAGCCACAAUCACUUAUCCAUCUCACCUAGAAGAGUUACGUGUCCAGGAUUGUAGGGAUCUUACGGGUGAAAUCCCAGAUGCAAUUGGCGAACUAUCCCGCUUGAGGAUCUUGGACUUCUCUGGUACUCGUAUUUCUGGUUUGCCUGCCACGAUCAGUUAUCUCCCUUGCCUUAAAGAACUUAUGUUGAAGGAGUGCCGGGAGCUUCGACUAGUGCCACAGCUUCCCUCAAGUUUAAUAAGCCUUAUCCUUGAGGCUAAUCAUUGUGAAAUCAUCCCAGACCUCUCGAACUUAGUUACUUUAGAUCACUUGGACUUGUCCUUUCAUAGGUAUAAGCUCAAGGCUCCUUACCAGUUAGAGGAACUUCUGUCCCCUUGGAAGAUUGUAGAAUCCAUCCACCAGCUUCCAUCUAGUUUGUCAACCUUGCAUCUCACGGAUAUACCGCCACCGCAGCAAUUUUCCAACUUCAUGAACCUGUCGAGUCUCUCCAUUUCUAGCUGCUCAAUGGCACAUCUCCCAGAGCUUGAACACUUGAAGAAGUUAAGGGAAUUGUCCAUAAAAGUGUGUCCAUCCCUCGAGAGAAUACCAGAUCUAUCAUGCUUGAAGAGUCUAGAAACCUUGUAUUUGUCUGAACUAGGAAGUCUUGUUGCGAUACAAGGUCUGGAGGAGUUGGAAUCCUUGGAGUCACUACAGAUCAUCUGCUGUGAGUCAUUAGAAGGAUUACCUCAACUAUCGAAGUUGGUAAAGCUCAAAUCUUUUGAGCUACACGAUUGCCAAGUGUUACAAGCCAUCGAGGGUCUCGGUUGCUUACAACGUUUGAAGCAUUUGACUAUUCUGGGUUGCGUGUCCCUGAAACGGUUGCCUGAUUAUCCGAGGUUCACCAAGCUAGACACUGAUUGGAAAGAACCAGAAACAUCAAGUGCUGAUUAG